Molecule: messenger RNA, 1065 nt
Organism: Aspergillus oryzae RIB40
Lineage: Eukaryota; Fungi; Ascomycota; Eurotiomycetes; Eurotiales; Aspergillaceae
Exons: 3
Coding region: 1-1065 (354 amino acids)
Biological process (GO): transmembrane transport
Cellular component (GO): membrane
Molecular function (GO): channel activity
Source: RefSeq, a predicted model, not a curated record
AUGGAUCGCACUACAUUCCCGGAGAAUGGCAACAUGCCACGGCCCAGGCCCGUUGUACAGCCUUUCGCCGGUAGAAUCGGCGGCAACCAAGGGCUUGUAGUUGAUCGCACUGACCCCGACAAUGCGGAUCUCUUGAAGAAGGUGCCUGAUGCGGCACCGCUGAUGACGUUUCGUGAGGGAUUCGACCUGCGCGGAUUUUGGGACAUUGACCUCUGGAAGUUCGGCUUUAUCGAAUGCAUGGGUACCAUGAUGAUGGUGUUCGUGACUUCUUGGAUCGCAGUACGACCAGCUUCGGCUGCGACAAACGUCAGUGCUACUUCAUCAUCCGGCGUAUUCUCAACCUCAACAUUUCUGGGACCACUGUUCGGAGGGAUUAGCAACUGGCUAUUCCUGACUCUGUUCAUCUUCUCCUUUUCAAAUGUCAGUGGUAGUCACCUCAACCCGACCAUUACGCUGGCUACCUUCUUCGCACGUUUGAUAUCACUCCCUCGAAUGGUCAUUUACCUUCUAGGUCAAACCCUUGGCGGUACCUUGGCUGGGCUUAUUCUUCGAAGCGCGUAUGGGUCCAGGGACUUCACGGUAGGAGGUUGCGCAGUGAAUACCCGCUUGGUGCCUGUAGAUGAGGCAUUCCUCCUGGAAUUUAUCUUCUGCCUGGUCCUGAUUUUCCUCUCAUUCGGAGUUGGUCUGGACCCAAGACAGAGUUCUAUCUAUGGAGCUGCGUUGUCUCCCUUUUUAGUAGGGAUGACUCUAGGCGUUGUGAGCUGGGGCUCCUCUUUCACUCGUGCGGGCUACGCUGGAGCUUGUCAGUAUAUCCUAGACACAUUACGAUCUGGUGAAGUUGGGAGGACGUGGUUGCUAAAUGAUAUGCUAACACAUUAUCCACAUGACAGCAUUAAGUCCGGCCCGAUGCUUUGGCGUCUAUGUAGCUACCAGCUUUCCGGGAUACCAUUGGAUUCAAUGGGUCGGUCCUCUCGCUGCCUCCAUAGGGCAUGGUAUUGUCUACUUUGUCGCACCUCCUUGGGGGCAUUGAAGGUCGCGUAUAACGCUGCUGUGGCGGAGUGUUGA